Messenger RNA from Capsella rubella, 538 nucleotides. Its product is annotated as CRIB domain-containing protein RIC8. The record is from RefSeq and is a predicted model, not a curated record. NCBI's taxonomy places the organism in Eukaryota, Viridiplantae, Streptophyta, Magnoliopsida, Brassicales, Brassicaceae. The transcript has 3 exons. Bases 19 to 537 code for a protein of 172 amino acids.
AAUGAGAAAGAGCCAGAGAUGCAAAUAGGAACUCCAACAGAUGUAAAGCAUAUCGCUCACAUUGGUUGGGACGGAGGAUCUCUCAAUCAAAAUUCACCCACCUGGAUGAGUGAUUUUAACCUAUCGGGUGGAUAUUCAUCGGUGCCUCUCAGAAAUAUCAAGGAGGAUGCUUCAUGCCUUUCUGAAGAGUCGUCGAGGCGGUCACGUGAGACACACGGACUUCCAAAAGCGUCGAGAGAGCGUUCAAGCACUAACCUAGGUGGUUCUCGUUCGCCAACAAAAGAAGGAUCAUCAAGAUUACGUGGAUCUUCGCAUUCUAGUGGAAACCCAAAAGCUUCACGUAAAUCAAAAGAAUCUUAUGAUACUAUUCUCCAAGAUGGUUCUAAAAGAUCUCGUCGGAGAAAAUCUAAAGAUUCUGUAAACGGUGGUGGGUCUUCAAGAUCGUCACGAAGAGCACGUGGAUCUUCGCAGUCAGAAUCGAUGAGUGGUUCUAUCUCCGACACAGGAUCAAUGAUAUCAAUCGAUCUCCACUUAUGAU